AUGACAGAAGAUGACAGGAGUUGCAGUUCACUGACAUCUAAAACGGUGGUGGGCGUGUGCAGUGGUGGCAUGUGGUCCACAGGAAUGGCUGUUGUGCAGGCCUGUUCUAACCCCACACACAGCAAUACCUUAGCUGUGGCUGACUUGAGAGAUCUUCUGAGAAUGCCUAGUGGAACAGUAGUAUUCCUUCCCCCAAAUGGUGCCAAUGUAUACCAAGCAGCCCAAGGGGCUCCUGGUACUACUAUUAUCCAAGCACCAGGGACGGUACAGUAUGUACAGUAUGGAGGCCAGCAUCUGGGAACUUCCAGCAACUCAUCUCAACAAGACCCUCAGGUGGGCUUACUUCAGAAUUUUCUUAAAGCAGAGGCCAAGACUCUGGGGGCCAUCCAGAUCUUUAUUGGAUUGAUGCACAUUAUCUUGGGUGCGAUCUCAGCUACUUUUCCGGCUUCAAACUACAUAUUUUUGGUUGUUUAUACAGGCUAUGUAUUCUGGGGUGCAGUAUUUUUCAUCAUUUCAGGAUCCUUGUCUGUAUCAGCUGAGAAACGUCUAACCCCUGGAUUGGUGAAAUGUAGUGUGGGAAUGAACAUCACGAGUGCUAUAAUCACAAUAGCUGGCAUCAUUCUGCUGAUACUUGAGCUGGCUAUAAAUUCAACUAUGCCUGAUUCCGAUGAGUCUACAAAUCUAGUUUACUAUUAUUGGAUACAAUCAGUAGGUGCUGGUAUCUCCAGCCUGCUCCUCUUGUUAUCUCUCCUGGAGUUCAGCAUCACUGUUUCAGUGGCUCAUUUUGGGUGCCAGGCAGCCUGCUGCUACAAGGAUCAGCAGCCAGUGGUUUUUGUGCCCUACGCUGUCAACGGAGGUGUUGUGGCUCCCAGUGAGGGCCUCUCUCCUCCUCCUCCUCCUCCAGCCUAUACUGUUGCAGACCCAUCCCCCAAAUGA
This is a messenger RNA of Anolis sagrei ordinatus, 936 nucleotides long. NCBI's taxonomy places the organism in Eukaryota, Metazoa, Chordata, Lepidosauria, Squamata, Anolidae. The record is from RefSeq and is a predicted model, not a curated record.